AUGUUGGACGUAGAAGACGACAGCUUUCACGUCACACGUGAAGGCUACUCCCAUCUGAGUGACUCAGAAUGGGAGGUAGUCGGCCGCAUGAGUGUGCUCAUGGGCGAACCCGCCAUCAGUGGCAUGUUGGAGUCUCUAAGCAGAGACCAGCAACAUGCUGCUAUCAACAAGUUCCUACAAGGGGAACUUGCCGUCGAAAGACAGAAGAUAGCCUUGCUACAGCAGCAAGGCUCUCAUCAGUCGAUGGGCGGGCCGACGCACAUGCGUCGACCCGAAACCUUGAAGAUUGAGUAUCUCAAGUUAGACGACGCCAUCAGGGCCCGUCACAUCGAGGGUGACGAGAUGCAAGUCACCUUCGCCCUGUCAAAUUUGACAGGACGAGCAAAGACUUGGGCCUUAGGGCUCAAGCUUCACGACCCAAACGUGUUUGAGUCGUUGGAGACCUUUCAGGAUCGGCUCAAAGAGACGUUUGAGCCGCCAAGAGCCGAGUUCAGAGCACGCUCUGCACUCUUGAGGCUAAAGCAAGGUAAGCGUGAUGUGCACGCUUACGCACAACACCUACGCUACCUUGCGAGUAGCGUUACGGAAAACCCUGUUGAUGAGCACACGCUCAUCAACGUGUUCAUCUACGGCCUUGUAGAUGGGCCGGUGAAGACCUACAUGUUCCGAGAGGGCUUCCAUACGCUGGAAAGGCGAUAG
Peronospora matthiolae is the source of this 699-nucleotide messenger RNA. The record is from the annotation of a GenBank genome assembly. Lineage: Eukaryota; Oomycota; Peronosporomycetes; Peronosporales; Peronosporaceae.